Messenger RNA from Poecile atricapillus (Black-capped chickadee), 7148 nucleotides. It is a transcript of the gene CACNA1G, whose product is annotated as calcium voltage-gated channel subunit alpha1 G. Gene Ontology annotation, molecular function: low voltage-gated calcium channel activity; voltage-gated sodium channel activity. The coding region runs from base 80 to 6913 and encodes 2277 amino acids. NCBI's taxonomy places the organism in Eukaryota, Metazoa, Chordata, Aves, Passeriformes, Paridae. Gene Ontology annotation, biological process: membrane depolarization during action potential; neuronal action potential; calcium ion import. The transcript is spliced from 37 exons. The record is from RefSeq and is a predicted model, not a curated record. Gene Ontology annotation, cellular component: plasma membrane; voltage-gated calcium channel complex; voltage-gated sodium channel complex.
CGCCAUGGCCGCGCCGCUCUAGGCGUCCCAGCGGCUCGCCCCGCGUCGCCCCGGUUCCCCCGGGGCCGCCGGCCGGAGGAUGGACGAAGAUGGACCUCGAGCGGCCGAGGAGGAGCCGGGCAGAGCCAAGACUUUCAUCCGCCUUAAUGACCUGUCCGGGGCCGGGGGCCACCUGGGGCCGGGGGACAGGGAGGCGGGCAGCGGCGACUCGGAGGCGGAGGCGCUGCCCUACCCAGCACUGGCCCCCGUCGUCUUUUUCUACCUGAGCCAGGAAAGCCGGCCGCGGAGCUGGUGCCUCCGGCUGGUCUGUAACCCGUGGUUUGAGAGGGUCAGCAUGCUGGUGAUCCUGCUCAACUGUGUGACACUGGGCAUGUUCCACCCCUGCGAGGACAUCGCCUGCGACUCGCCACGCUGCAGGAUACUCCAGAGCUUUGAUGACUUCAUCUUUGCCUUCUUUGCUGUGGAAAUGAUCGUCAAAAUGAUUGCGCUGGGGAUUUUUGGGAAGAAAUGCUACCUGGGAGACACAUGGAACCGCCUGGACUUCUUCAUCGUCAUUGCAGGGAUGCUGGAGUAUUCCCUGGACCUGCAGAAUGUCAGCUUCUCAGCCGUCCGCACUGUCCGAGUCCUGCGGCCACUCAGGGCCAUUAACAGGGUUCCCAGUAUGCGCAUCCUGGUGACGCUGCUUUUGGACACGCUGCCCAUGCUGGGGAAUGUCCUCCUCCUCUGCUUCUUUGUCUUCUUCAUCUUUGGCAUUGUGGGAGUCCAGCUGUGGGCAGGUUUGCUCAGGAACCGCUGCUUCCUCCCUGAGAACUUCAGCAUCCCCUACACAGUGGAUUUGGAGAGGUACUACCAGACAGAGAACGAGGAUGAAAAUCCCUUCAUCUGCUCCCAGCCCCGGGAGAACGGGAUGCGCUACUGUCGGAGUAUCCCAACGCGGAGGGAGGAGGGUCUGGAGUGCACCCUGGAUUAUUACUCCUACAAUGACACCACCAACACGUCUUGUGUGAACUGGAACCAGUACUACACCAACUGCUCUGCUGGGGAGCACAACCCCUUCAAGGGAGCCAUCAACUUCGAUAACAUUGGCUAUGCCUGGAUUGCGAUAUUUCAGGUCAUCACGCUGGAAGGCUGGGUGGACAUCAUGUACUUUGUCAUGGAUGCACACUCCUUCUACAACUUCAUCUACUUCAUCCUCCUGAUCAUUGUGGGCUCCUUCUUCAUGAUCAACCUGUGCCUGGUGGUGAUAGCGACGCAGUUCUCCGAGACAAAGCAGCGGGAGAGCCAGCUGAUGAAGGAGCAGCGCGUGCGCUACCUGUCCAACGCCAGUACCCUGGCCAGUUUCUCAGAGCCGGGCAGCUGCUACGACGAGCUCCUCAAGUACCUGGUUUACAUUGCCCGGAAGGGCAGCAAGCAGCUGGUGAAAGCCUACAGGGCAGCAGGUGUGAGGAUGGGCUUCCUCAGCAGCCCCACGAGCAAGGCGGGUGCCGAGCAGCAUGGCAGGAAGCGCCAGAGCAGGAAGAGAUCCUCCGUGCACCACCUCAUCCACCACCAUCACCACCACCACCACCACUACCACCUGGGCAAUGGGAACCUGCGAGCGCCCCGUGCCAGCCCGGAGAUCAGUGAUGUGGAGACCAGCUCACUCCACAACGGGACCAACCGGCUGAUGCUCCCUCCCUCGGCACCCAACUCCCUGGGGGCCUCUCCCAGCAACACCGAGUCCGUGCACAGCAUCUACCACGCCGACUGUCACUUUGAGCCUGUGCGCUGCCGGUCCUCCCUGACACAGCCGAGCCUUGGCUUGCCGAGCCCAGAAGGGAUCCCCAAAAACGUGGUGGGCAGCAAGGUGUACCCCACAGUGCACUCCAGCACCUCCCAUGAGAUGCUGAAAGAGAAGAACCUGGGGGAGGCGGCAGUGGGUGCUGGGAGCAGCACCUUGACGAGCCUCAACAUCCCGCCCGGGCCCUACAGCUCCAUGCACAAGCUGCUGGAGACACAGAGCGCAGGGUUCUUUUCAGUCCACGUUACAGAGAAAGGCGAUGGCUUUCCAGGUCCCUGCCAAAGCUCUUGCAAGAUCUCCAGCCCUUGCACCAAGCUGGAUGGUGGCUCCUGCACUCCUGAGAGCUGUCCUUACUGCCUCACGGUGCUGGCAGGCGAGGCCGAGCUGUCGGACAAUGAGACGGCCAACUCAGACAGUGAGGGAGUGUACGAGUUCACACAGGAUGCCCACUACAGGGACCAGCGGGACCCACAAAGGGGCAGAACCGGGGCCAGGAGAGCCCACCUGGCGCUGGCCUUCUGGCGUGUGGUGUGUGAGACCUUCCAGAAGAUCGUGGACAGCAAAUAUUUCGGCCGUGGGAUCAUGGUGGCCAUUCUCAUUAACACGCUCAGCAUGGGGAUCGAGUACCACGAACAGCCAGAGGAACUUACCAAUGCCCUGGAGAUCAGCAACAUUGUCUUCACAAGCCUCUUUGCCCUGGAGAUGCUGUUGAAAGUCCUUGUUUAUGGUCCUUUUGGCUACAUUAAGAAUCCAUACAACAUCUUUGAUGGGAUCAUUGUGGUGAUUAGCGUGUGGGAGAUUGUGGGCCAGCAGGGCGGGGGCCUCUCCGUGCUGCGCACCUUUCGUCUCAUGCGCGUCUUGAAGCUGGUCCGCUUCAUGCCAGCCCUGCAGCGCCAGCUCGUUGUCCUCAUGAAGACCAUGGACAACGUGGCCACCUUCUGCAUGUUGCUGAUGCUCUUCAUUUUCAUCUUUAGCAUCCUGGGCAUGCACCUCUUUGGCUGUAAGUUCGCUUCGGAGCGGGAUGGUGACACUCUGCCUGACAGGAAGAACUUUGACUCCUUGCUCUGGGCCAUCGUCACUGUUUUCCAGAUUUUGACCCAGGAAGACUGGAACAAGGUCCUUUACAAUGGCAUGGCCUCCACCUCCUCGUGGGCUGCUCUCUACUUCAUCGCUCUCAUGACAUUUGGGAAUUAUGUUCUCUUUAAUCUGCUGGUGGCCAUCCUGGUAGAGGGUUUCCAGACAGAGGGUGAUGCUUCCAAGUCUGAUUCCGAGGGGGAUCUCUUCCCCCGCAGCCUGGAAGAGGAGGGAGAACUUAAGAAAAACUUGUCAAAUCCAGCCUUGAUGGCCUUGAGCGACCACCCAGAGCUGAAGACGAGUCUGACGCCGCCGCUCAUCAUCCACACGGCCGCUACGCCCAUGCCCAUGCCGAAGAACGCCGUGUUCGGGGACGGGGCGCAGGGCUACGAGUCCCGCCGGGCCAGCGGUGUCUCCACGGAGCCCGUGGCCACCUACGAGCUCAAGUCCCCGCCCAGCACCCGCAGCUCCCCGCACAGCCCCUGGCGUGCCAGCAGCUCCUGGAACAGCCGCCGCUCCAGCUGGAACAGCAUCGGCCGGGCCCCCAGCCUCAAGCGCCGGGGACAGAGCGGCGAGCGCCGGUCGCUGCUGUCGGGGGAAGGCAACGAGAGCUCGGAGGAAGGGGACAGCUCGGAUGAGGAGCACUCCAGCCGGGCCGGCAGCUUCAAUGGCUCUUUGCCUCACCGCAUGGAGUCCCUGGAAACAAAAGGGUCCUUUGACCUGCAGGAUACUUUGCAGGUGCCUUCCCUGCACCGCACCAGCAGCAUGCACAGCACCAGGACGUCUGUCUCCGAGCACCAGGACUGCAAUGGCAGGAGCUCCCCGGGUCUGCUGCUGCGCCAGCUCCACCUGGAUGAGCCCCACCAGGAUGGUGAUGAUGGCGAUGAUGAAGGCAACAUGAGCAAAAGGGACCGCAUGAAGGCCUGGCUGCAGGCACGGCUCCCCACCUGCUGCAAAGAGAGGGACUCCUGGUCCAUCUUCAUCUUCCCCCCUCACUCCAGAUUCCGUCUGAUGUGCAAUAAAAUCAUCACUCACAAGAUGUUUGAUCAUGUUGUCUUGGUGAUCAUUUUCCUGAACUGCAUCACCAUUGCCAUGGAACGACCCAAAAUUGAGCCUCACAGCGCUGAACGGAUCUUCCUAACACUCUCCAACUACAUCUUCACAGUCAUCUUCCUGACUGAGAUGACAGUUAAGGUGGUGGCACUAGGCUUGUGUUUUGGGGACAAAGCCUACUUGAAGAGCAGCUGGAAUGUGCUGGAUGGGGUGCUGGUGCUCAUCUCCGUCAUCGACAUCCUGGUCUCGAUGGUGUCGGACAGCGGCACAAAAAUCCUGGGGAUGCUGCGGGUUCUGAGGCUGCUGAGGACUCUGCGGCCCUUGAGAGUCAUUAGUCGAGCCCAAGGACUGAAGCUGGUGGUGGAGACUCUCAUGUCAUCCUUGAAACCCAUUGGGAACAUUGUGGUCAUCUGCUGUGCCUUUUUCAUAAUCUUUGGGAUCUUGGGAGUUCAGCUUUUCAAAGGCAAGUUUUUUGUCUGCCAGGGGGAGGACACCAGAAACAUCACAAAUAAAUCGGAUUGUACAGAAGCAAGCUACAAAUGGGUCCGGCACAAGUAUAAUUUUGAUAAUCUCGGACAGGCCCUGAUGUCUCUCUUUGUCCUGGCCUCCAAGGAUGGGUGGGUGGAUAUCAUGUACGAUGGCUUGGAUGCUGUGGGAGUCGACCAGCAGCCAGUCAUGAACUACAAUCCAUGGAUGCUACUCUACUUCAUUUCCUUCUUGCUGAUUGUGGCCUUCUUCGUCCUCAAUAUGUUUGUGGGAGUGGUGGUGGAGAAUUUCCACAAGUGUCGGCAGCACCAGGAGGAGGAAGAAGCCAAGAGGCGGGAGGAGAAGAGGCUCCGCCGGCUGGAGAAAAAGAGAAGGAGUAAGGAGAAACAGAUGGCUGAUCUAAUGCUGGAUGAUGUAUUAAUGGAGAGCUCAGCCAGUGCAGUGCAAGAAGCUCAGUGUAAGCCCUACUACUCGGAUUACUCCCGUUUUCGCCUCCUGAUCCACCAGAUGUGCACCAGCCACUACCUGGAUCUGUUCAUCACCGGCGUCAUCGGCCUCAACGUCAUCACCAUGGCCAUGGAGCACUACCAGCAGCCAAAGGUUCUUGACGAAGCCCUGAAGAUUUGUAAUUACAUCUUCACCAUUAUCUUUGUCCUGGAAUCUGUUUUCAAGCUUAUUGCCUUCGGGUUUCGCCGCUUCUUCCAAGACAGAUGGAACCAAUUAGAUCUGGCAAUUGUGCUGCUGUCUAUCAUGGGCAUCACUUUGGAAGAGAUCGAGGUGAACGCUUCACUGCCAAUUAACCCCACCAUUAUCCGGAUCAUGAGGGUUCUCAGGAUCGCUCGAGUGCUGAAGUUGCUGAAGAUGGCUGUGGGGAUGAGGGCCCUCCUGGACACUGUGAUGCAAGCACUGCCGCAGGUGGGGAAUCUGGGCCUUCUCUUCAUGUUGUUGUUUUUCAUAUUUGCAGCUCUUGGAGUGGAGUUGUUUGGUGACCUCGAGUGUGAUGACACACACCCCUGCGAGGGGCUGGGACGGCACGCCACAUUCAGGAACUUUGGGAUGGCCUUCCUGACCCUCUUCCGAGUAUCCACAGGAGACAACUGGAAUGGGAUAAUGAAGGACACGUUGCGUGACUGUGACCAGGAGUCCACCUGUUACAACACCGUCAUUUCCCCCAUCUACUUCGUCUCCUUCGUGCUGACAGCCCAGUUUGUCCUGGUGAACGUGGUGAUCGCUGUGCUCAUGAAGCACUUGGAGGAGAGCAACAAGGAGGCAAAGGAGGAGGCAGAGCUGGAAGCAGAACUGGAGAUGGAGAUGAAGACCAUCAUCCCCAGCCAGCACAGCCCCUCAGACAUCUUUGCGUGGACAGGCACCACCAGUGGAGAGAGACCCGAGAGCCCCCACAGAUUCACCAAUCCCAUGCAAAUCAAGGUGGAUUCUCAGCUCUCACUAGCUUAUCAUAUGGCUGAUCUCCGCUCCAAGGAUGACACACUGACCCUGUCCCCCAGCAAGGACCUGCUGAGUGUGAGGAAGCCCUCGGUGGGACGCACCCACUCCUUGCCAAACGACAGCUACAUGUUCCAGCCGCCCUACUCCAGCCCCUGCCCUGCUUCCCUGGGUGACAGGAAGCCAGCACAUCACAAAUCCCAGUCAGGUUCAAAGGCAUCGGUGCAGUCACAGCCAGCAGACACCAGCUCCCUCCUACAAAUCCCAAAGGAACAUUUCCACCACGUAAGAGCUCAUGACCAUUUGGUGGGGGACAGCAAGCCCCGGGUCUCCCAGCAGGCACACUCCCCUUCUGCUGAAAGGCUGCUCCGCAGACAGAUGGCUAUAAGGAACGACUCUCUGGAUAGCAAGGAGAAUCUCCACACCGAGGCACCAGCAUCGUGUGCUUGUGCAGACUCGUAUCAGGAGACCCCUGAAGAUUCAAUGGACCAAGAAGUGUCUGAAAUAAACAGCUCCUCAGAGCCUUUCACUUCAGAAACUUGCACAGCCUCGAGUGCCUGUUCAGAGGGUCAGCCUCUCACAUCUAAGAGGAACAUGGGCAAUACCGGCAACGUGGUACUGAAGGACCUGAAGAAAUACCACAGUGUAGACACCCAGGGUCUGCUAAAAAAACCACCCUCUUGGUUAGAUGAUCAAAGGAGACAUUCCAUAGAGAUUUGUUCCAUAGAAAACAGCCCUCAGCACCAUUCCACAUCCAGCUCCUCUGGCUUUAUAAGUCAGGUGGUCAGUGAAAUGGAAUGCUUGCAAGGUACACGGCAGAAGAAGAAACUGAGCCCUCCCUGUAUAUCUAUAGAUCCACCUGAUGGGCAGAGUUUGGUACCUAGGGGACCCCACAGCAUCUCACCUGCCAGUGGAAACGUUUUCUUGAGGAGGCGUGCUCCAUCCUGUGAGUCCAAGGAUUCGAUGGAUAUAGGGGAUUCACUGCUUCCAGACACUAUGUCAACAUCUCCUACCCCAAAGAAAGACUUGUUGACACUUCCUAGCUUUUCCUUUGAUCAAACGGAAAUGGACCCCUGAGUUACUUUUCUGUUGGUGCCAAAUGUCUUCUUCCUUUCAUGUAAUAGAAAAAAAAAAAAUUUAAAAAAACUCUGUACUCCAAAAUGGCACUGGGUAAAAAAUUUCCAAAGAAAGAUUAAAGAACCAGCUGGUUAAAAGAGUGGUUAACCUAUAUCACGCUUACUUAAGCAUAUGUUCUGCUUAGGUAAAAGCAAUACAAUGUGCAGAAUCUAUAUGUAUAUUAUAUUUUAUUAAA